Macroventuria anomochaeta is the source of this 5116-nucleotide messenger RNA. RefSeq names its product dicer-like protein-like protein 1. Gene Ontology annotation, molecular function: RNA binding; ribonuclease III activity; DNA binding. Lineage: Eukaryota; Fungi; Ascomycota; Dothideomycetes; Pleosporales; Didymellaceae. The coding region runs from base 302 to 4990 and encodes 1562 amino acids. Gene Ontology annotation, biological process: siRNA processing. The record is from RefSeq and is a predicted model, not a curated record. The transcript has 6 exons. Gene Ontology annotation, cellular component: cytoplasm; nucleus; RISC complex.
GUCGCGAUGGGCAUCUACAGAGUCGCACAAAGUUACCGCUUAUUCCCAUGACUGCGGGACAAGGACCUGAGGGCGCGCCUGCUCACCGCUGGGCAAUGUAGUGGCGGGCGCUUAUUCCGUUUGCUUCUGCCCAAACGAGGCGCGUCCACAAGCACCGGGUAGUUUUUUCUUACUCCCAACACAGUCAAUUUAAACCAAGCCUGUUUUUUUAGGUAUUGAGCAUCUCUACUUUCUUUCCAUUCUUCUUGCACAUACUUCCGUAUCUACGGCUAAGCUUAUCUCCACACCAUUCGCAGGCACGAUGGGGUGGGCCAACGUCGACGAAGAACAAGAGCUCGACUAUUACUCUUGCGAUGACAUGUCAAUCUUAGACAACGACAACAAGUAUGUUCAGCAACUCGACAUUAGGGACCCUCAACUGCGAGAGGGAGAUGGAGAUGAUAGCGACGACUCUGAUGACGCUGACAACUCCCGCACUCACGGUCCCAUGACGAUACCAGAGAAACGAAGGGCACAGAAUGAUAUCUUUGGAGCAUUCGCUGCUAACAUUAGUGCUCAUGUCACGCAACGAGAGGUCGAUGAUGCUGCAUCGAGAAGUGCAACUGAGGAGCAGCUCUCCAUCCGCGACAUCCUUGCACAACGGGAAACUACCGUUCGCAUUACCAAUCCACGCGAUUAUCAGACUGAACUGUUCCAAACGGCCAAGAACGGUAACACGAUUGCUGUGCUGGACACUGGAUCAGGCAAGACCCACAUCGCGACGCUCUUGCUCAAGCACGUUCUUGAUGAAGAGCUGGAGACCCGUGCAAAAGGCGGCGUGCACAAGACUGCCUUCUUCCUUGUCGACUCUGUGAAUCUAGUCUUCCAGCAAACGAACGUGCUCAAAUGCGGCCUCGAUCAAGGUGUCGAGUCUGUCUGCGGUGCCAUGGGUGCCAGCCUUUGGAGAAGGCCUACCUGGGAUACGUUAUUCGCAAAGAACAUGGUCAUCGUAUGCACUGCCGAAGUCCUCUCACAGUGUCUAAUGCACGCUUUCAUCAGUAUGGCCCAGAUCAACCUACUCAUUUUCGACGAAGCCCACCAUGCGAAAGGCAACCAUCCUUACGCUCAGAUCAUGAAAGACUAUUAUCUACACGAGAGCGACAAAACGAGACGGCCUCGGUUGUUUGGCAUGACCGCAUCGCCAGUAGACGUUGGAGGCCUCAACCCCGAAGACGUGGUAGAAGCAGCGGCCAACCUCGAGACGAUGCUGUGCUCCAAGAUCGUUACCGUUGAUGAGGCCACACUCGCCGCGAACAACAUCAGCCCCCCGAGCGAAGAAGUCGUCCUUUACGAUCGAUUGCAGAGCGAACUCGAGACGCCUUUCCACAACAAAGUCAAAGCACAAUAUGGCAAUGUGAAAGCGUUCCGAAAGUUCUUCGUCAAAUCCAAGCAAACUGGCUCUGAGCUUGGAAGGUGGGCAUCAGACAUGUACUGGGCCUUCGCCUUCGCAGACGAGCAAGCUCGCAAACUUCAACAACGUGAAGAGUUUCAUUACAACAACCUCAACAGGGAGAACGUCAAUGUCGAAGAGCUUGAUGCUAAGAUUCAGCGCCUCAAGGAUGCUGCAACCUUUGUGCAAGGUCACGACUUUGGUACGCCCUGUCUUGGAAGCGUCGACUUGAGCUCAAAGGUCCUAAAGCUUCACGAGUGGCUUAGCAUGUACUACGAGCGAAGUGAUGAGCCACGUUGCAUCGUGUUCGUCGAACAGCGACAGACAACUCGUCUUCUAAAGCUGAUAUUUGACCACAUUGGCGGGCCAAAUCUUCGCUGUGACGUUUUGGUAGGAGUCAACUCCCGCGCCGGAGAACACAAUGUCUCAUUGCGAGCUCAAAUCUUGACAUUGUCCAAGUUUCGGCGAGGCGAGUUGAACUGUAUAUUUGCCACAUCUGUUGCGGAAGAAGGCCUCGAUAUACCUCAGUGCAACCUCGUGAUUCGGUUUGACCUUUACCGUACUAUGAUCGCGUACGUACAAUCGAGAGGUCGUGCAAGACAUCGUAACUCAAAGUACCUGCACAUGCUCGAGAACGGCAACAACGACCACUAUGAGCGACUCAUGCAGGUCAAAUUGGACGAAACUGUGAUGAGGAAUUUCUGCAAGGGCAUCGCACGCGAUCGUCUUCUCGACGAUCUGGACGACGCAGACGACUUGGAUGCAUUUGAAGAUAAGCUCUACCUAAGCUUUGUCGACCCAGUCUCAGGCGCGAAGCUCACUUACCGGUCAAGCCUGUCCGUUCUCAAUCACUUCGUAGCGACACUACCAACUCCAAUCCACGAGAUGCAUCUACAGCCAACAUACGUCAUCAGUGCCGAAGUAAACACUGAUCCUCGUGACGCACAUCGUACGGGAUUUCGAUGUGAGGUGAUAUUACCUGAGUGUUCGCCCGUCAUCUCCAUGAUAGGUAAAGUUGAGAGCAGAAAGACGGUCGCGAGGUGCUCUGCAGCUUUUUCCAUGUGCUUAGAGCUUCACAAAAAAGGAUUCUUGGACUCCAAUUUACUCCCGACAAUUUCGAAGAGCCUCCCCGCCAUGAGGAAUGCACACCUUGCUCUCGGCGUGAAGAAGAAGGGCAACUAUCCCAUGCUCAUCAAGCCAGAAUUUUGGAAGCAGGACCGCGGUUCUGUUCCCCAACACCUUUAUCUCACCAUUGUCGAUGUUGAUGCUGGUCUUGAUCGACCUCACCAGCCGUUUGGUCUUCUGACCCGAUCGCGGUUUCCUCAUAUGCCAUCAUUCCCAGUCUACCUCACUGAUGGCCGGGCGUCCAAUGUCGUCUCACAGUCACUAGCGGCACCACUCGCAAUCAGUCAGGAAGUGCUUGAGCUUGUAACCAAGUUCACCUUGCGCAUCUAUGAAGACAUCUAUAACAAGAUCUAUGAGUACGAUGUCCAGAAGAUGUCAUACUGGGUAGUUCCUCUGCUUUCAAGUAGAUGCGAAUCGCCUCCGCAAUACCCCAGCUUCGAAGACAUUGUGGAUAUGGCGCAGGUACGCAAGGUCUACGAACAGCCAAAUUGGCAAUGGGCCCCAGGAACGUCGGAUGACGACAUCUUGGACAAGUUCUACUCUAAUAGCGUUGCAACUCACCUUAAACCGCAGGAUCCGAAGUUCAUGGAUAGUAUUCUCGACUACUCGGACAGCAAAUGGCUAAGGAGCAGAGACGUCAAUAGGUGGCACCAAAAUCAGCCUGUCCUCAAUGUCGAGAAGAUUCCAUUCCGUCGCAAUCACCUCGCUCGCGUAGAGGACAAGGAGCAGGAGGUUCUUGAUAGUCUAAAGACCGUCAUCUGUCCUGAGCCAAUGCGUGUCUCAAACGUUGCGACACCGUUUGUCGUCAUGUGUUACAUCCUUCCCGCCAUCAUUCACCGGUUCGAGAGCUACCUGAUAGCCUUGGAAGCUUGCAAGCACAUCGAUCUGAAGGUUAGCCCAGCACUUGCCCUUGAGGCUUUGACCAAGGAUUCGGACAACACCGACGAGCACGGAGAAGAGAAUACCAACUUCAGGAGCGGUAUGGGCCCCAACUAUGAGCGUCUUGAGUUCCUGGGGGAUUGUUUCCUCAAGAUGGCUACCUCGAUCUCAACCUUCGUACUGCAACCCGACGAAAACGAAUUUGAGUUUCAUGUCCGUCGUAUGCUCAUGCUCUGCAAUGCAAACCUGAUGGAUACGGCAGUAGGCAAGAAGAAGUUCAAGUUUGCUGAUGGCGAAGAACGUGGCUUGCAACUAUACAACUACGUUCGCACCGGGGCCUUCUCGCGUCGUACCUGGUAUCCCGAAGGGCUGAAGCUACUCCGCGGUAAAGGUGUUGGCAAGAGUGAAGACGACUGGCUCAAGCUCACUCACAAGCUCGGUGACAAGUCCAUCGCCGACGUCUGCGAAGCCUUCAUUGGCGCGACCUUCAUGCAGCACCACCAUGCUGGCAAAUGGUCACCAUUAGACUGGGAUGAAACCGUCAAAGCCGUCAAACUCUUCGCCAACAGUCCCGACCACCCGCAGUCCAAGUGGUCAGACUACUACGCAGCGUACACAAUGCCUCAAUACCAAAUCGCCGAGUCAACGGCGACUCAACUCGACCUCGCUCGCAAGAUCGAGGCUAAACAUCCUUACAAGUUCAAGUACCCUCGCCUCCUUCGAUCUGCCUUCGUCCACCCAAGCCAGCCCUUCAUGUGGGAGCAAAUACCAAAUUACCAGCGUCUCGAGUUCCUCGGCGACUCCCUCCUCGACAUGGUAUUCAUCAUGCACCUCUUCUAUGCCUACCCUGACAAAGACCCACAAUGGCUCACCGAGCACAAAACGCCCAUGGUCAGCAACAAGUUCCUCGGCGCCGUAUGCGUCAAGCUCGGGUGGCACACGCACAUUCGACAAAACACCGCGACCUUGUCCUUCCAGAUCCGCGACUACGUGACCGAGGUCCAGGAAGCCGAGCGCGAAGCCAACGGUGCCGUGGACUACUGGGUCGGCGUGUCUGAGCCGCCGAAGUGUCUCGCCGAUGUCAUCGAGGCGUAUGUCGCUGCUAUUUUCGUGGACUCGGAAUUCGAUUUCAACGUCGUCAAGGACUUCUUUGAACACCACCUUAAACCGUAUUUCGAAGACAUGACCCUCGACGCGUAUGAUGACUUUGCAUCUAACCACCCCACCACGCGCCUCAGCCGCCUGCUUUCCAUCAACCUCGGCUGCAACGACUGGCGCAUGGGCGCUCUGGAAACCGAGACGUGCAUCCCGGGCAAGGGCAAGACGGUUGCGGCUAUGGUUAUGAUUCACAAUAAGGUCGUGUUUCAUAGUCUGGGACAGUCUGGCCGUUAUGCACGAGUUCGGGCGAGUCAGGCCGCGCUGGAGGUAUUGGAUGGACUGCCGCCGUACGAAUUCAGGAGUAGGUAUGGGUGCGACUGCGUCGAUGAGGGAGAGGGCGAGAUGGUCACGGAGGAAAAGGAGAAGGCGAUGAAGGAGAGGAUUGGGUUGAGUAUCUGAGGUAGUAGUAGGGAGGGCAAGGAAAGGUGGCGGAUGACGACGGAGAUAACUGGUUGAGAUGGUUGCAUCAUGCCUUUGCGAUCAGCGACUGGUCGGCUUUUCACUCAUGAGCAUGGGAGCGAGGAU